Messenger RNA from Chara braunii, 1609 nucleotides. The record is from the annotation of a GenBank genome assembly. NCBI's taxonomy places the organism in Eukaryota, Viridiplantae, Streptophyta, Charophyceae, Charales, Characeae.
AGUGGGUUUACUAACUCCAGUGUGGCCCAGGGUCAGUAAAAGGAAAUCGUGUGAUUGAUUUUGCUGGACUUACAGUCUGUCUGACACCUGACCCCAGAGACACCCUUCUAACCCAAACCGUUGAUUGCCUGCAUACCCACCUAAUCCAGUGUUGAGUUGCUGCAGCGAUUCCAGUGUGUCUGGAGGAAUCUGAGUAUCGCUGCAACUAUGUCUGCUGUUAUUUUAUUUUUGGGUUUUUCUUUGAGCCGGGAAAAUGUAUGAAAAGGGGACUGAGCAGCAGCCACAGGUACAGGUUGUGGUGAAGGCAGAAGGUGAGCAGCCUUCGGCCUCCACUCCCCCUUCUCCACCUUUGACUGCUACGCAGCGGCUGAAGGAGCUGGAAGAACAGUUGCGUCAGCAACAGGCCAGACUCGCAGAAGUGGAGCGGCAGGAGGCAACUGAACUAAAGGCUGCAAUAGAUCACUCCAGAAGGAAGUAUCUGUUGCAGCAGCUAGAGAGGUCACUCACUGAUGAUCGUUGUGCCCAGAUCAUCAAGCAUAUGGCUGAGAUGAUUUUGCAGGAGCACAAGAUCACCAGCUCCCAAUGCACCAACUGGGAUGAUCAUUUUGUGCGGCUGGAGCGUCGGGUUGACGAGCUGUCAGCAAAGCAGACCAAGAUCCUGAAGUCUAUUCAGGGCUUGACUGCUCAGCUAGCAGCCGCCAAGCUGACUACUCCUCAGCUUCCUCUGCUGCAGCCCAAAUCUUCUCCUCAUUCUUCACCCCCUUCCUCUCCAAGUCCAUCUCAUGCUGGAUCUGCACACUCUUUCCGGUCAUCUACCCCUUCCCAAAAGGCCUCAGUAAAGGCCACCUAUGCUGCUGUGACUGCAGCUGACAGAGGUCCCAAGAUCCCUGCUCCCAACAAGUUCAGGGGCGAUGACCCCAAGACUGAUGUUGGGGACUGGGCUGCUGGGACCAGAGCCUACUUGAGGGGCUUUGUCUGUGCAGAACAGACCAAGGUGGCGAUUAUUCUGGGACUGCUAGAAGGGAUUGCACUGAAGUGGGCCACUUCAACUUCUAGCAGCCUGCAGCAGUCCAUGGAGGAUUGGGCCUUUGGCUUGGGGGUAGAGAGACUUUUGCAGGCCCUGGAGGACCGGUUUGCAGACAAGGAGCGGGCCCGGAAGGCUGCUGACAGGAUUGCUCGCCUGGGACAACAGCGGUACAGCGGCAUCCUACAGGCCUUGUUUGCUGAGUUCGAGCAGCUCACCUCCACCCCUGGGUUGGUCAUGGCACAUGAUGAUCUGCUGACCAACUUCUGCAGGGCAGCGCCUGAGAAGUUUGUUGUUGCACUUUACAGCGUUGGGCACAAGGACUGGAGGUCCUUUGGCCGUGCAGCCCUGGAAAUGGAGGCCAAGCUCCAUGUCCAGGCCCCAUCCUCUGACAGGAGGAAAGGUGCCUUCCCUAGAGGUAGCAGAGGGGAAAGGCAGCCUUCACUCACGCGGGGUCUGCCUCAGGAUCAGAUUCCGAUUCCCAGCCUGAUGCACCUUCAGGUGGACCGGAUCUGUUGCUGAGACAGAUGUUGCAGCAGUAGUGACUCAGGCUGUUUUGGGAGCUUUGCAGUCGCAAAGAAAGUU